AUGUACUCGCAGAAUCAUCAGCAGGGCCACAAUGCCCGGCUGAAUGGUGCUGGUAGAGGAAUGCCCGGCAUGCUCUACAAUUACCAGCAUGCACAGCAUCAACACCCUUCGCAAGCUCAACAUCAUCAAGGCUUGCAGCACGACCAUGGCCUUCCCACCUCUAACGGACUAGGACAUCACUCAUCAUUCCCAUCCGGCCUUCUCUCCUCGUCAGCCCAAUUCAACUCGGGCCUUCCAAACGGUCAAUCCGCGUCUCGUACCGGGACCGCACCGCAAAACGAAAUGUGGGCGGAGCAGAUGCGAUUGCACAAAGAGUCUGAACGCGCCCACUCUGCCAUGACGGACCAGCAACAACCCCAUUAUUACGCACGACUAAAAGCCUCAGAGAAUAAGGGUAUAGGUGGUCCCCCACCCUCUAGCGGCAAGGCACAAGCCGACGGCGAAAACGAUGCCGAUAGACGGCGACCAUGGGAUGCCAGCAAAGAGACAACCCGACAAGACUGGCACAACAUGGACAUGAGCGGUCAAGGUCUACGCAACCUCGCUCCUGAAUUGUUUCGCUAUCAGUUCUUAUGUGAGCUUUACAUCGCCUCGAACAAGCUCUCCAGGCUACCGAAACAAAUUGGCGAGCUCCGCCAAUUGAAACACCUGGAUGUGUCUUUCAAUCAAUUGACUGAGAUUCCUCCGGAACUGGGAAUGUGCACAUUUCUGAAGCAGCUCUUACUCUUCAACAAUAGUAUUCAAGAGCUGCCAUAUGAAUUGGGCUCUCUACACUCGCUGGACGUACUAGGCAUCGAGGGCAACCCUCUGAACCACGACUUGAAGCAGGAUAUCAUGGAAAAGGGCACAAAGAGCAUAAUCAGCUUCUUUAGAGAAACUGCGCCAGUACCCCCCGAGCCUAAACCCCGCGAGCCGAUUAUCCUUCAAGAGGACGUUUCGCCCAACCUUGAGCGAGUCAAGGUUUUCUCUUGGAAUAUCCUUUGCGACAAGUAUGCGACGCCACAGAUCUACGGAUACACACCGAGCAAAGCCCUCAAAUGGGAUUACCGACGUGAAUGCAUCUUGAAAGAAAUACGCGUCCGCGAUGCCGACUUUGUGGCUCUGCAAGAAGUAUCUGGCGAAGCUUUUCGAAAUGAGCUGAGUCCCGAGCUGAGCACAGAUGGCUAUCGAGGCAUUUUCUGGCCCAAAACGCGGGCCAAAACGAUGUCGGAGAAGGAUGCUGGUCAGGUCGACGGAUGUGCUGUCUUUUACAAGCAGCGAAAGUGGGUGGUUCUUGACAAGCAGGUUAUCGAAUUUGCAACAAUUGCUAUCAACCGCCCUGAUAUGAAAGGAGAGCACGACGUCUUCAAUCGAGUCAUGCCCAAGGACAACAUCGCUGUCAUUACCCUGUUCGAAUCUCGCAAAACAGGUGCCCGGAUUAUCCUUGUCGACGUCCACCUUACGUGGGAAACAACCUUGGCCGAUGUCAAGGCUAUCCAGACUGGUAUUUUGAUGGAGCAGAUUACGAAGAUGGCCGACUCGUACACGCAGUGGCCACCCUGCAAGGAGUCAGACAAGAGGUUGAUUAUUGCGCCUGGUGAGGAAGGCAGUGACGCUGGGGCAGAUGAAGUGGGUCCCAGUCAAGAAUAUCGCUGCAACACUGAGAUUCCUCUUGUCGUCUGUGGCGAUUUUAAUUCGACAGAAGACUCGUCCGUCUUCGACCUCAUGUCCAAGGGUCGUGUGGCUCCUGAGCACCCAGAGUUGGCCGGGCACGUAUACGGAAGCUUCACGCGCGACGGUAUCGAGCAUCCUUUCAGCCUACGUGAUGCGUACGCCGCUACAAGAGGAACCGCUGACGAGAUGCCGUUUACAAACUACACGCCUGGCUUCUCCGGCGUCAUUGACUAUAUUUGGUACUCGACCAACACGCUAGAGGUUGUCGAGGUACUGGGUGCGAUGGACAGCGCGGCUCUCAAGCGGAUUCCGGCGUUUCCCAACUGGUGGUUCCCUGCUGAUCACAUUCAAAUCAUGGCCGAUUUCGUCAUCAAGGCCCGCAAGGAGAAGAAGCAGAGCAACCAAGAUCGGGAGCAGAGCAUCAGCGGCUCACGGCGAUCCUAA
This is a messenger RNA of Beauveria bassiana ARSEF 2860, 2097 nucleotides long. RefSeq names its product endonuclease/Exonuclease/phosphatase protein. The record is from RefSeq and is a predicted model, not a curated record. Gene Ontology annotation, cellular component: nucleus; CCR4-NOT complex; cytoplasm. Gene Ontology annotation, molecular function: poly(A)-specific ribonuclease activity; protein binding. The transcript is spliced from 2 exons. Gene Ontology annotation, biological process: nuclear-transcribed mRNA poly(A) tail shortening. NCBI's taxonomy places the organism in Eukaryota, Fungi, Ascomycota, Sordariomycetes, Hypocreales, Cordycipitaceae. The coding region runs from base 1 to 2097 and encodes 698 amino acids.